GUCGUUUUUGACGCGUAUUGAUGGAAACGUCAAUUAAAACAAAGUGAAAGAAUUAUAUAUAUUGUAUAUGUACGUAUCUAAGAAUCAGAGUGGAUAAAAUAGGAAUAAUAACAGAGAAGAUGCUAAAGCGGCAGUCUCUGUGGGUCCCUGUUAUCAAGCAUAACCCGAUUUUCGCUAAGGCUUUCCACGAGUUCAAGAAGAGCAGUCCGAUCACAAACCUGCUUUUCAACGGCGCCCGCAUCUCUGAGGAGGUAAUCCAUGUUGCAUUGGACACGGACGCACAGAACCCUAACCGAAGCGUGACUGCCCUCAUGGCAUUUCCCAUGCUUGUUCAUGAAGAUCUCUGUGAGGGUACGGGAUCGGAUGAGAGAAAGGCACUGGCCUGCGGGAUCGAGGUGGGGCUUUCAGACGCCAUGAACUCCAUACACAUGAUGGAGCGACUACUGCCAGAAAAAACCCCAAACGUUUCAGUGAAUAUGCAUGCGGAGUCUUUGAAGCCAAUCCACGCAGGCGACCGCAUCCUCGUGAUCAGCUCCAUUGACAAGUUUGGAAAAGGGUUAGUCUACUUUAAAACGGACUUUUACCUGGAGCCUCAGUCUGUGUCGGAGGAAAUUUUGGCCCGUGAACGGGAUAUAACAAGCCUACAAGGCCUACAUGCGGCUCUCAAUCUUUACGAAAAACUAGCACAUGUCGUUCAUCUGAAGUGUAUUCUCAAAUCAAAAAAAUGAUUUCAAAAUAUGGGAGUGGUGGUUGGGAAAGGACGUUUCCUUAUCGUAUGAA
Molecule: messenger RNA, 780 nt
Organism: Phytomonas sp. EM1
Lineage: Eukaryota; Euglenozoa; Kinetoplastea; Trypanosomatida; Trypanosomatidae
Source: the annotation of a GenBank genome assembly